UCAUUUAUUCAAUUCACCUUGUAAUUUUUAUCUCUUUCCAUUUUCCCCGAGAUAAUUUAAUUAAUCCCUUCGUCUUCUUCCUCCUCCUCCCUCUCCCUGAAACCUAAUCUGCCUCCGUUUUAAGUUAUGGGCGUCGCCGUUCUCAACCCGCAAGACUGUUUGAAAGAUCCGUUCUCCCACAUGAGAUAUCAUCCCCGUAACCCUAGCGCGUGUCCCAACAGGCAGAAAAAGCCCGUUUCCAACAACCGUACGCGCCGGAGUCCUCCACGUAACCAAUCGACCAGAUCUCCUUCUCCUCCUGUAGCGCCGCCUCUUCCUCCUCCACGCGCGGCUUUCGUUCCAAAAGGAACGGUCAAGAAGAGUCCCAAAAACACCGUAGCCGUCGGUCAGGUGAGAAUCCUGAAGCGCGGCGAAGAAAUCCCGAGCAAGGCUACAGAUCUGGUUGUUGUAAAGACAGAUCUGGUUGUUGACAAGUCAGAUCUGGGAUCUACUCGUCGGGUUGGACCCGAUCCGGGUUUGAUUCCGAGUCAGAUCCGUUUGUCUGGCCGCAAAUCGAAAUCAGUCCCGUUUUACGCCGGUCCGGUCACCAUGACCUCGCCGCCUCCGAGCGAUGUACCGCUUCCAGCUUUUUUCACCAAGAAGAGCGUCUCUUUGUUCCAAGCCGCCGAUGCAACCAAUGAUCUGAUCAGGAUGCUUCGUCUAGACAUCGCCUGACGGCGUAUGUCUCCGAUCAUCUUUGAUUUCUCUAAAAGUCUCAGAUGAUCCCAAAAUGGUUACGGUUCUGUUUACCGAUCGUCAGAUUCCGCCUGAAUUCCGGAAAUCUACAAGAAAAAUGAUAAUCUCCAAGACGAUGAUGAAUCUAGAAGAUGAAGAAACCACACAUCUUCGUUAUGAACCGUUUCGAAUCUUCCCUUAUUUUUUCAAGGGGCAAGAUCGAAAUAUCUUCUUAACAGGUCUUAGUUUCUCUUCUUAGGGUUUAGUGUUUGUGUAGGAGUAUUUUGUGCAUAGCCUUUUUUUUUUUUACUAUCUUAUGUACCUUUUGGGGUCUUUUAAUCGUCAGGUUCUCUGGGUAAAUUAAUUAUAGCUGUUGAGUCUUUUCUCAUUUCGUUAGGGUUCUCUUCGUGUGCCUUAGCUUUGUAAGGCAAGUUAUAGAGAUGUGUUUUACUGGUAAGAUGUAACAUCUUAGGUUUCGAUGUAAUCUGCAGUAUUUGCAAUUCUCUGUAUUUCGUCUAUCUUUUUAUGGUUUCUAGUUUUUAAGUUUAAUUUGGGUUUAUCUUCGUCUGUUGGGUCUCUUUGUUAUUCCGUAAGCGUUCUUCGUCUGUUUUCGUGUCGUUUAGGUUAAGUCAAAACUAUCACGGAGAUGUAGUAGUUACUGGUUAGAUGAAGUGUAAAGGCUUCCAUGUAAUCUUCUGUACUACAAUUCUCUGUACUUCUAUCUUUAAUAUUAUCGAAUAUAUAUUAUAAGUUCUAUUUGGCUUC
Molecule: messenger RNA, 1479 nt
Organism: Camelina sativa (false flax)
Lineage: Eukaryota; Viridiplantae; Streptophyta; Magnoliopsida; Brassicales; Brassicaceae
Source: RefSeq, a predicted model, not a curated record